GGGGCGGGGCCGCACCCGCCUUUCUGCCCGCGCCGCCGGCCCAAGCGGGGCUGCGCCGGGGGGUCCGCGGUGGGCUAGCGCGGGGCUCCGAGGCCGACGGGGGGAGGACGACCCGCAAGGCGAGGGCGCGCAGCAGAUCUCCGGGGCCAUGCAGGGCAGCUCGCGCCGGGCGGGCGCCAUGACGGACGUCCACCGGCGCUUCCUGCAGCUGCUGAUGACGCACGGGGUGCUGGAGGAGUGGGAGGUGAAGCGUCUGCAGAAGCACUGCUACCGGGUCCACGACAGCAGUGCUGCCGUGGAGAGGUUGGAGGACUUCAUCAACACCAUCAACGGUGCUCUGGGGUCCCUGUACAUCGAGAUCAAGAAGGGGCUCACCGAGGAUGACGGGAGGCCAGUCUAUGCGCUGGUCAACCUCGCCACGACCCCCAUCUCCAAAAUGGCGUCAGACUUUGCGGAGAAUGAGCUGGAUCUGUUCCGGAAGGCUCUGGAGCUGAUCCUCGAGUCGGACACCGGCUUUGCAUCCUCCACGAAUAUUCUGAACCUGGUCGAUAAACUGAAGGGCAAGAAGAUGCGGAAGAAGGAGGCCGAGCAGGUGCUCCAGAAGUUCGUUCAGAACAAGUGGCUGGUCGAGAAGGAAGGGGAGUUCACCCUGCACAGCCGGGCCAUCCUGGAGAUGGAGCAGUACAUCCGGGAGACCUUCGCCGACGCUGUGAAGGUGUGCAACAUCUGCCACAGCCUCCUCAUCCAGGGCCAGACCUGCGGGACCUGUGGCAUCCGGAUGCACCUGCCGUGCGUGGCCAAGUACUUCCAGGCCAACCCCGAGCCGAGGUGCCCCAACUGUGACGACCGCUGGCGCCACGAGGUCCCAGAGGUCUUCGACCCCGAGCGGGAGAGGGAGGCCAGCGCCCCCAGGCCCACCCGGAAGUCCCUGCGGUCCAGGCAGCAUUAGCAGCGUUGCAUGAGGCCUUGCCGGGGAGACAUCGGCGUCCCCCUGC
Molecule: messenger RNA, 995 nt
Organism: Sorex fumeus (smoky shrew)
Lineage: Eukaryota; Metazoa; Chordata; Mammalia; Eulipotyphla; Soricidae
Gene: NSMCE1
Product: NSE1 homolog, SMC5-SMC6 complex component
Exons: 8
Coding region: 149-949 (266 amino acids)
Biological process (GO): double-strand break repair via homologous recombination; DNA damage tolerance
Cellular component (GO): nucleus; Smc5-Smc6 complex
Molecular function (GO): ubiquitin-protein transferase activity
Source: RefSeq, a predicted model, not a curated record